Messenger RNA from Raphanus sativus (radish), 1379 nucleotides. RefSeq lists its product as uncharacterized. Bases 20 to 1225 code for a protein of 401 amino acids. NCBI's taxonomy places the organism in Eukaryota, Viridiplantae, Streptophyta, Magnoliopsida, Brassicales, Brassicaceae. The transcript has 4 exons. The record is from RefSeq and is a predicted model, not a curated record.
UCUAGAAUCGGAGAAAGAAAUGGCGAGAUCGAACAAAUCCAAGAGUGAAGGAGGAGAACGUAUAGGGAAGGGAAAGGUGACACCAGUGCAAGUCGCCUACCUCGUGGAUAGAUACCUAUGCGACAAUCGAUUCGUAGAGACACGAUCCAUCUUCAGAUCCGAAGCUUCUUCUCUCAUCUCCAAAUCUCCACUCCGUCAAGUUCAGUGCAGUUUGAUACCACUGGAUGAUAUAUUGAACGAAUACAUCAGCCUCAAGGAGCUCAAAGUGAUGGUUGAUCAGGAGAAGACACGCAUUCAAAAUCUAUUACACGGGAUGCAGGAUGUCAUGAACUCUUACAACUCCACCGCAUCACCUCCUCCUCCGGCGAUUACAUCAGCAGCUCCGGCGGCUAUUCAAAGUGUUGCCUCUACUUCUCAGCCUAGCAACAUGGAUACCUCUCCUUCAGGCGGCGCAGCGCACAGCACACCCAAUCUUAUGGCAGCAGCAUCAUUGCCAGGAAACAAACGAGUUGGGAAUUUCACAGCACCUUCUUCUAGUAAUCAGUCUAUUACCAAAAAGAGGAAGAGUCCUGAGGUUUCUCUAGCUCCUCCUCCUCCUCCUUCUGUUUCUACUAAAGAGAGGAGAAAGAUUCCACGAGCUGCUAAUGCUACUAACUACUUGACGUUUCACACAUCACCCGGAACAGAAACGCCGGUGCAUAACAGUACUGCAGCUACUGUGGCAAAGUGUUUGUUUACCAGAUCAGGCGUGUCACCUCCGACCAAUCCAGCUUGUCUGAGGACACCACAAAAGCAAGUCUCUCCUCAAAGUGAUGUAUCUGUUACUCCUACAAACUGCACUAUCCUCACUAAGGAGAGAAUCACAGUCAGUCCUCACAAGCAGAAUCCUUCUUAUACAGUAGUGGAAAGGAGCCAUAUGGUUUCUUCUUUCUCGCCUCUUCAGUCUAAUCUGAAGAUGUCGAGUAAAAGAGAUCAUGUGAAAGGAAGGCUCAAUUUCGAUGACGCCGAAGCCACAAUGAACUUAGACUCACCUGCUUCUGGCGAUUUCGUUUCAACUUCUUCACCUGGCUCUGAACCAGGAGCUGAUUUGUUUGACAUUGAUUUUCUGAGCGACAACUUUCCAUUCUCGGAGGUGCUUGUCGAUUUCGAUAUUGCUUGUCAAGGAAUGCCUGACCCUCUCCUGCCAGUGCCACAACCCUCAAACUGUUCCUUUCAGUUAGCCUAAGCACGCUUUAACAGUAAUGUAGAUCACACAGUUUUGUAAGAAUGCAAUCCUUCAUUCAUUCCUUUGUUUGGCUCCUAACUUCAUGUAAGUGAAUGUGAGUUUUUUACUUCUUUAAGAUUAUCCUUUACAACCAAAACUAUCUGAAUCAAGCCAA